GGGAGAGAGAUGGCAGAUACUGGGAGUUCGAUCACGGACGAUCCCUACGCCGUUUUCCAGGUCGUUUUAAAUCCAGACGGUACACUCACCCGAACCACCAUCUUCCCUUUAUGUCCUCCACGAGCUGAAGCCGAACAACCCCACCACGUUUUAUCCAAAGACGUAACUCUCAAUCCUUCCAAGAAGACGUGGAUUCGGAUAUUUCGCCCCCAUUUUUCGACACCAACGGCCCAUCUUCCCAUCAUCAUCGACUUCCACGGUGGCGCUUUCAUCCGCCACAGCGCUGCAUCUGCUCCCUUCCACGCGUCAUGCGAGCGCAUGGCCACUCACGUGCCCGCCAUCGUUCUCUCGGUCGAGUACCGACUCGCGCCCGAGUACCGUCUCCCCGCCGCGUACGAUGAUGCUAUCGAUGCCGUCCGUUGGGUCCGAGACCAGGCCAUCUCCAAUCUCCACCGCGACACGUGGAUGACACCCGAUCUCGCCGAUUUCUCCCGUUGUUUUCUCAUGGGUAGCAGCUCCGGCGGUAACAUCGCCUACCACGCGGCCCUGCUGGCGUUGGAUCUGGACCCUCCGUUCAAGAUCGCUGGAGUGAUCCUGAACGAGCCCUGCUUCGGUGGGGAGCAGAGGACAGAAUCGGAGCUGAGGUUGGCCCAGGAUCGAAUCGCACCCCUCCAUGCCAACGACCUGAUGUGGCAACUGGCAUUGCCGGGUGGGGCAAACAGGGACCACGAGUUCUGCAACCCGAUUACGCCCGGGUCCCACCACGAUCGGGUCGGGUCGCUACCGCCGUGCUUGGUGAGGGUGUACGGCGGGGACCCGCUCGUGGACCGCGAGCACUCUCUCGUGAGGAUGCUGGAGGGGCGUGGGGUCGACGUGGUGAGCCGGUUCCGUGAGGGAGGGUAUCAUGGCGUUGAGUUCUUUGAUCCGCAGGAGACCCUGGCCUUCUUGACGGACGUCCAGGAUUUCAUUUCGUCAGUCAACGGUGGGCGAUGAGUCUCCCUGC
Molecule: messenger RNA, 1003 nt
Organism: Magnolia sinica
Lineage: Eukaryota; Viridiplantae; Streptophyta; Magnoliopsida; Magnoliales; Magnoliaceae
Product: probable carboxylesterase 8
Exons: 1
Coding region: 10-993 (327 amino acids)
Molecular function (GO): hydrolase activity
Source: RefSeq, a predicted model, not a curated record